AUGGCGGGCGGGAGUCGGUCACGCCGAAGGGACAGGGCUGAAGACAAGGACUACAAAUCCAAGCGCUAUAAGAGGGCUCCAGGCUCGCCUCCCUUUCGUGGCGCGCUGAUGCUUUUACAUCUUACAGGAGAGAACGGGAAACAUGCCACGUACCGCUUAACGCAGCCACCCGGGGCCCUCUGCCGCAUUCCCCAGCAGUUUGUGUCCGUGUUUCCUCCUGAAAGCAACUAUGAAUCCACUCCAGAGUAUUAUUACAACAAUGAGAGCGACUCCUUCUGCGUGAAGACCAGCGUCAGAGAGUUCGCCAGCUACUUCCUUCCACCUUUUUACUGGCUCGUGUUUGUGGUGGGCGCGCUAGGGAAUAGUCUUGUCAUCACUGUGUACUGGUACUGCACCAGAGUGAAGACCAUGACGGACAUGUUCCUGCUGAACCUGGCGAUUGCUGACCUCCUCUUCCUCCUCACCCUGCCCUUCUGGGCCAUCGCGGCUUCUGACCAGUGGAAAUUCGAGACUGUAAUGUGCAAGUUGGUCAACGCCAUAUACAAGAUGAACUUCUACAGCUCCAUGCUGCUCAUCAUGUGUAUCAGUAUCGAUAGGUAUAUUGUGAUUGCCCAGGCCAUGAAAGCCCAUCACUGGAGGCAGAAGAGGCUUUUUUAUAGCAAAAUGGUGUGUCUUGCCAUCUGGGUGGUGGCCAUCAUGCUGUGUAUCCCAGAAAUCCUGUAUAGCCAAAGUGUGACAAAAUCUGAAGUCACCAUCUGCACAAUGGUCUACAAUGACAGCGCCAAGCUCAAGUCCACCGUUUUGAUGCUAAAGGUUAUUCUGGGUUUCUUUCUCCCACUCAUUGUCAUGGCUUGCUGUUAUGCUAUUAUCAUUUACACCCUGCUUCAGGCCAAGAAGUCAUCUAAACACAAAGCCUUAAAAGUGACCAUCUCGGUCCUCACGGUCUUUGUCUUAUCACAGUUUCCCUACAACAUCAUUCUAUUGGUGCAGGCCAUUGAUGCCUACAUAAUAUUCAUUUCUGACUGUGACCUUUCCACUCGCAUUGACAUCUGUUUCCAGGUUACUCAGACCAUUGCAUUCUUCCACAGCUGCCUGAAUCCAGUUCUUUAUGUUUUUGUGGGGGAGAGAUUCCGCCGGGAUCUUAUAAAAACCCUGAAGAAACUGGGAUGCAUCAGUCAAGCCCAAUGGGUCUCCUUCACCAGGAGAGAAGGGAGUCUAAAGUUGUCAUCCAUGUUGGAGACAACAUCUGGAGCCCUCUCUUUAUAA
Gracilinanus agilis (Agile Gracile Mouse Opossum) is the source of this 1266-nucleotide messenger RNA. RefSeq names its product C-C motif chemokine receptor 9 (gene CCR9). Gene Ontology annotation, cellular component: membrane. The coding region runs from base 1 to 1266 and encodes 421 amino acids. Gene Ontology annotation, molecular function: C-C chemokine receptor activity. The transcript has 3 exons. NCBI's taxonomy places the organism in Eukaryota, Metazoa, Chordata, Mammalia, Didelphimorphia, Didelphidae. The record is from RefSeq and is a predicted model, not a curated record. Gene Ontology annotation, biological process: chemotaxis; immune response; G protein-coupled receptor signaling pathway.